UUAGUCAAAGUCACCAUUCACCAGUCACCCGACCUGUCCGGCCGGCUGGCCCGUAUAAUGGCGCACGCAGCGACAGUGGUCCAGAGCAGGAGAGGCGCACAGGAAGCAGCCAUGGCGAGCCCGUUGGUCAGCUCGAGCGGCCUGUGGACCGUGCUUGGGCAAGCCUCGAACGUGGCGCAGCUGGUCGGCGUCGACGCGCUCGGGCUGGUGUCCAUGGUCGUGCAGGCCGCGCUGGCGGCGCGCCGCCACCGCGACGCGUGCCGGCGCCUGGCGCAGCACGUGGAGGUCGUCGGCGGCCUGCUGCGUGAGCUGGAGGUCGCCGAGCUGAUGCGGCGGGAGACCACGCGGCGGCCGCUGCAGCAGCUCCAUGACGCCCUCCGGCGGUGCUACGCCCUCGUCACGGCGUGCCAGGACUGCGGGUACCUCCGCAGCCUGUUCGUCGGCGCCCGGAUGGCCGAAGAGCUCCGCGCCGUGGAGCAGGAGAUCGACAUGUUCAUCCGCCUCGUCCCGCUCAUCGCGCUUGUCGACACUGCACAUGAACGCCAGGUCAAGGCUGCUGAAGGAGUGCCAGUUGUAAUCAUGAAUGGGUCAAGCCAUCAUCACAUUUCAGUCAAAGAAAGCCAUCAUCACAUCAGAUUUCGAAGAAGUGUUGAGGACUUCACCAGAAUACAAGUUCAAGGAGCUCCUAACAUUUGUAACGUUGCAAAACAACCGUUUGCAGGAGCAAUGGACUUGCAAGGACAGAAGAUUCUGGACACUGAAGAACUGUUGGAGCUUUGUACCCGUACUGAAGAGAGUUGCUCAGGAUUCAGAAAGUUUGAAUUCUCUCAGAUUGUCGAUGCUACCGACUCAUUCUCAGAGGAUAGAAACGUUGGGUGGGGUGGUUUUGCUAAAGUUUACAAGGGUGAGUUGCCUGAUGGACUCAUGAUUGCCAUCAAAAGGUUGAAUGAACAUGCGGCAGUAUUUGAUUUCAGCAGUGAAUUUCUACUUGUGAGGCUUGAGCAUACCAAUCUAGUUAGGCUAUUGGGGUGGUGCAUCCAUGAGAAAGAAAGAAUUCUGGUGUAUGAGCUCAUGCACAAAGGUGGUCUGCACCAAUUCAUCUUUGACAAAGUAAAGGGGCCAUUGCUAGACUGGUCUAAGCGACUUGAUAUAAUUAAAGGGUUAGCAGAGGGACUUGUUUACUUGCACAAGCACUCCAUGUUCUGCAUUGUCCAUAGGGACCUGAAACCAGAAAAUGUCCUCUUGGAUCAUGGCAUGAACCCAAAGAUUUCGGAUUUCGGAUCAGCUGUAACUCUGAGUUCAGAUGCAUCAGAAGGGCAUACAAGUAGGGUUGUGGGAACUUGUGGUUACAAAGCUCCAGAGUAUGCAUCUCGAGGCAUUUAUUCAGUCAAGACUGAUGUUUUUAGCUUUGGGGUGUUGGCUUUAGCAGUCAUCAGUGGACGAAAGAAUAUCAUACUGGAGCAUCAAGGAGACACUGUUGGUAACCUCGUAAGAGAUGCAUGGCAGUUGUGGCAUGAUGGAAGACUACAUGAGCUUGUAGAUCCAAUAUUAGGUGAUGGAUUUGAACUUGCUGAGGUAAAACAGUACGCUCAGGUUGCACUACUCUGCACUCAGGAAGAUCCAGCAGAUCGCCCCACCAUGUCAGACGUUACUGUGCUCCUAAACUUUGAAAGCAUAAGCCUAUUGCCAGAUCCCAAGCAGCCGUCUGAGUUGAUUAAUGGUGGUGCUACUGGCGACAAAUUAUCGACAUAUGUUAACCAGUCAAGUAGAACCAUAAAUAUAACCAUCACAAGCUCAGCUCCAGUAUCAACUAGGGUCUGCAUCAUUGUGGAGCCAGAGACUUGAAAUGUGCAAAAUGAUGUAAAACAGAGAAUCCAGAACGUUUUCUCUUUGUGUGAAUGAUUUGUUUCGAAUGAAAUCUUUAUGUAAAUAAUGUUAUUUAUUACUUUGGGAAUAUUACAGUUAUUUUGUUUUA
Sorghum bicolor (sorghum) is the source of this 1975-nucleotide messenger RNA. Its product is annotated as putative cysteine-rich receptor-like protein kinase 20. The record is from RefSeq and is a predicted model, not a curated record. Gene Ontology annotation, biological process: cell surface receptor signaling pathway; protein phosphorylation. Gene Ontology annotation, molecular function: ATP binding; protein kinase activity. NCBI's taxonomy places the organism in Eukaryota, Viridiplantae, Streptophyta, Magnoliopsida, Poales, Poaceae. The transcript is spliced from 8 exons. The coding region runs from base 58 to 1845 and encodes 595 amino acids.